Messenger RNA from Sesamum indicum (sesame), 2495 nucleotides. RefSeq names its product ubiquitin carboxyl-terminal hydrolase 20. The record is from RefSeq and is a predicted model, not a curated record. Gene Ontology annotation, cellular component: nucleus; cytosol. Gene Ontology annotation, molecular function: cysteine-type deubiquitinase activity. Gene Ontology annotation, biological process: protein deubiquitination. NCBI's taxonomy places the organism in Eukaryota, Viridiplantae, Streptophyta, Magnoliopsida, Lamiales, Pedaliaceae.
UUUUCAAAUCCCUCCAAUCUUACAAAUAUAUUUCCCCUACCAAAACUCUCUUCUUUACUCUUUGCCUCUCUUAAACUUCGUUCGAAAUUGCUUUCCCUCCACUCCCGCAAUUCCCUCUUUCCUCCAAAUAUCAAUCAAACCUCAGUUUCCCUCUUCACUAGAACCCUUUUUUCAAUUGAACUCCAAUCCCCCCACCGUAUUUACUCGAUUCCUCCAAAACCCUAGCUGCCCAAAUCCUGCAUCCGCGGAUGGGCUCCCCAAAUUCCGACUGUCUAUCGCCAUGGAGCGAUGAGAAAUCCCCUGAACUCUACGAUGCAGCUCUAUUGCUAGAAGAUGAGAGUGAGGCCAAACGGACUGAAACUGAAGACGAUGACGAACUUAUAAAUUCUUCGCCGAGGCACUCCGACUGGCCAGUCCAAAUAUCUGCGGGAGUUGAUGUCGACACCUCCCCUUCGAUUUGGCUACCCCAAAAUAGCAAGCCUGUUAAAGUAGGAGCAGGGCUGGCGAAUUUGGGCAAUACUUGCUUUCUAAAUUCAGUGUUACAAUGCUUCAUACACAUGGUUCCACUUCUUCAUGGAAUUCUUUCAGAUAUGCAUUUGGGGAAUUCUAGCUGUAAUGAGGAUGGGUUUUGCAUACUAUGUGCUCUACGACAACUGGUUGAACUUUCACUAGCUUCUACGAACAGAGUUGUCUCGCCUUGGAAUCUUGUCAACAACUUGAGCUAUUUUUCAUCAAAUUUCCAGAGAUUCCAACAGGAAGAUGCUCAUGAAUUCCUCCAGUGUUUUUUGGAUCGACUUGAAAGUUGUCAUGAUUCAAAGCGAGAAGAUUGCUUGUCUUCACAAAGUGAUAACUUAGUGAAACAAGUGUUUGGUGGUCGUGUUGUCAGCAAACUGAAAUGUUGCAGCUGUGGUCACUUUUCUGACACUUAUGAGCCUUCAAUUGACCUAAGUUUGGAGAUUGAGGAUGCAGACGACCUCUUAACAGCUCUCCAGUCUUUCACAAAGGUUGAGAAAAUUGAAGAUCCAGAGACCAAGUUUACAUGUGAAAAGUGUAAGGAGCAAGUUUCCAUUGAGAAACAACUGUCCUUUGAUCAGGCUCCUUAUGUGGCUACAUUUCACUUAAAGAGAUUCAAAAAUGAUGGCUGUUUGGUCCAGAAAAUUGACAAACAUGUGGCAUUUCCACUAGAAUUGGACUUGGUACCUUUCACUGGUGGUGGCGAAAAGAAUGAUGCAGAACUUAAGUAUGUACUGUACGCAGUUGUGGUUCAUAUUGGAAUGACAUCUACAUCUGGGCAUUACUACUGCUUCAUUCGGUUAUCUCCCAACAUGUGGUGCAAGUUCGAUGAUGCCAAGGUUGUACUGGUCCACGAAGAUUUUGUGCUGUCACAGGAGGCAUACAUCCUCUUCUAUGCAAAGAAGGGGACUGCCUGGUUUUCAAGUUUCAUUCAAACUCAAAAGUUAUGUGUAGAUUCAACUGCAUGGGAUACGUCUCCAAAAUCAGUGUUAGACAAUGUGGACACUUCCUCGGUGUCUCCUACUUUUCAGAACAAGUUUAACUGUGAUUCUGAUGGAGUGAAUGAUACUGGCUCAGAACAUAAGGAACUUGAGAACAAUGAGAUAAAAGAUAGUAGGCCAAUGCAUAAUGAAAGUGAGAAGGGAAGUGAAUAUAAUUUGCAUAGAAUGUCUGUUUCAGUAGCACCAGCUGAUGCUCCAGAUGUCUCUUUACCUGAAGCCCACAAAGAAGUUUCAACAAUUUUGCUUGAAACAGUUAACCAGGGUCAGGAGGUCCGAGCUGCUGAGAAUAGUCAAACUAUUACUCAAACACCCACGAGAUCUCCAAGUCCAGAGAUAUACAGAGAAGACCCACCUGAAGCAGCUUUCUCGAUUCCUCGUCACCAUCUGAGGUUGGUUGACCAUGUCUCUUGCAAAAGGCGACUGGAUAAAGAUAUGGAUGAUUUGGAAACAAGGCAGGCCUGCUCACUUAUAAAGAAAAGUAUUCCUGGUUCAAGAGGUCAGCAACUAUUGUCUGCACUGAGGGGGUCCAAAACUGAUGCUUCUGUGAAUAGGAAGAAAAGCAGAAGGUCGGAAUUUCCUCCAAGGAAAGAUGAUAGAAGUGCAUCUACUCAUUACGGUUCAAGCAUGAGAUCUUCAGAACGUCCUUUGGUGGCUGGGGCUUACAGGUAAGCUGGCAGACCAAAGAUUAACAGAUGAGUUUGUCGAUAUUCUCUAGUUAUGCUUGUCCUUUACUUUCUCGAGAUGAUGUAUUGGACCAUACCUGUUGGUGUAGGAUAUAUUAGGUUCAGGCCAUCUAAUUGUCUAUCUAUUGGGCAAUCUGGAUUAGUAAAGUCUUGCUGUCUGCUUCUAGGCAAAUCAAGAUAGGUCCCUCUUGGUGGUCUUUUUAUGUUUGUAAAGUGUAGUGAAGGUUGGUACCACAUAUAUCGUGAAUUGCAAUAUCAAAUAUAGAAUUAGCAGUAAGAUUUUUUCUUUGCUGCAACA